UCCCGUGUCUUCGCUGGCUGUCAGAGAACGCCGCAGCAGCAUCACUAUGGCUCAGACCCGGGAAGCUCUUGAUGACUCAGUGGGACUGCAGAACCCAGAGGGAUUACAAUUAGAGGCGGAGGAGGGGGAUUUGGGACCCGGCGACCCCCAAGACUGGAGCCAGGACGGGGCGAGGAAGAGGAUCGGCGGUGGGGGUGACAUCACCUCGUUGUGUGACUCUCUGUCUUCCCUGCUGGGGGUGAAGGACCCACACACAGAAAGGAAGAACAGCAGCUACCACACCGCUGGGGCCUGUAGAGCCAGACACACAGCAGAGAGGAGCCAGAACCAACACAGCACAGAGAAACUCGCAGAGAAAUACAGCGGAGAGAUUCAUAACCAACAACACAGCACAGAGAAACUCGCAGAGACAUACAGCGGAGAGAUUCAUAACCAACAACACAGCACAGAGAAACUCGCAGAGACAUACAGCGGAGAGAUUCAUAACCAACAACACAGCACAGAGAAACUCGCAGAGAAAUACAGCGGAGAGAUUCAUAACCAACAACACAGCACAGAGAAACUCGCAGAGAAAUACAGCGGAGAGAUUCAUAACCAACAACACAGCACAGAGAAACUCGCAGAGAAAUACAGCGGAGAGAUUCAUAACCAACAACACAGCACAGAGAAACUCGCAGAUAAAUACAGCGUGGAGAUUCAUAACCAACAACACAGCACAGAGAAACUCGCAGAGAAAUACAGCGGAGAGAUUCAUAAGCAACAACACAGCACAAAGAACACAGAGAAAUACAGCGUGGAGAUUCAUAACCAACAACGCAGCACAAAGAACACAGAGAAAUACAGCGUGGAGAUUCAUAACCAACAACACAGCACAAAGAACACAGAGAAAUACAGCGUGGAGAUUCAUAACCAACAACACAGCACAGAGAAACUCACAGAGAAGAAGCGACACAAGCACAGGACAGAGAAAGAAACCCAGCAUGGCGCUGAGAAAGUCAGUAAAGAGGUUCAUGUCACUCAAAUCACAGGUAAUCAGAAAACACUAAUACACCACACAGGGUCCCACAAACAGAAUAGCCCAGGCAGACACCAGAUCGACAUCGCACAAAGCACAGAAACGUUUACACGGAGAAACAGCACGGAGACACAAACGCAGAGCAGCACAGAGAAACGGUGCACAGGGUUAACCAACACAGGGAUGUGUAAUCAACAUAGAAUGGAUACACAACGUGUAGAUCUUCUGUACACUCUGCACAGUGUAGAGAAACAGAGUUCACAAAUACACAGCAGUCACCUGGAGCAGGUAAGCCUUGCUAGCCAGAAUACAGACAGACAGGUGUCACACAACCAGCGCAUUGCAGAGACACACUGCAGAGACACACACAACACAAUAGAGUUACAGUGUUCGGACAUAUCUGACACACACGUGACACUAUGCACAGAUACACACAAUAUAGCCAACACACACAAUAUAGCCAACACACACAAUAUAGCCAACACACACAAACCAGACACACACUGCAGGCUCACACACAACCAUCACAAACCAAACACACACUGCAGGCUCACACACAACAAUCACAAACCAGACACACACUGCAGGCUCACACACAACAAUCACAAACCAAACACACACUGUGAACUUAUUGCAGAGCCCAGUACUGACACACAGUGUACAGAAACACACACCACAGACACAAUCUGUAUGGACACACAGCACACAGAGACAGAGGGGAGUAGUGAACCCACCACAGAGACAGAGGGGAGUAGUGAACCCACCACAGAGACAGAGACAGAGGGGAGUAGUGAACCCACCACAGAGACAGAGGGGAGUAGUGAACCCACCACAGAGACAGAGGGGAGUAGUGAACCCACCACAGAGACAGAGACAGAGACAGAGACAGAGACAAAGCCCCAGCCUCAGGCCUUCCUCAGUGCUACAAAGCCCCACGGUGAGGCAUGCAGAGCAUGUGUCCACUGCCAGGAAGAGCACAAGGUGUGUGUCACCACCAGGAACUCAGCAGAGCCGACUGAACCAUCAGGGACAGAGGAAACAGUGAAUGGCAUCUGUUCAAUCAUGUCGUCCGUGGAGGCUGGACUUCCUUUUGAGGUGGGACUUACUGUAGAGGUGCGACUUUCUCCCCCGCUAGACGCCCGUGGGCCCAUACCUCUUUCCAACAACCUGUCACCUGAUCUGUCUCUCUCACCAUCGCAAGACAGGAAGGGGAUCAACCAACUGGAAUCCCAGUUAGCCUCACCUGUCCCACCUACUGGGCUAGACAGUGGAGGAAUUACAGAGAUACAACAACAUCAACAACAACAAACACAGAGCGUUAGUUCACGACCCCUGAAGGAGGAUGCCGUUCAGACCCAGGGCCUAAUCCCUGAGCUCCAGGACCAGGGGGACUCUAGCACAGAGACACCCAGGGACAGUGAGCACUCGCCUGGGGAGAGUACGAGGGAUGAGCUCCAGCUUGAUUCUGCUCAUCUCCAGUCUCACACUGAGGGGGGGAGUGAGGAACGCCUGCCCCCCACCCCCACUCCCUCCCCCACAUAG
This is a messenger RNA of Coregonus clupeaformis (lake whitefish), 2557 nucleotides long. Its product is annotated as serine-rich adhesin for platelets-like. The coding region runs from base 47 to 2557 and encodes 836 amino acids. Lineage: Eukaryota; Metazoa; Chordata; Actinopteri; Salmoniformes; Salmonidae. The transcript is spliced from 2 exons. The record is from RefSeq and is a predicted model, not a curated record.